Molecule: messenger RNA, 3500 nt
Organism: Osmerus eperlanus (European smelt)
Lineage: Eukaryota; Metazoa; Chordata; Actinopteri; Osmeriformes; Osmeridae
Gene: bace1
Product: beta-secretase 1
Exons: 9
Coding region: 608-2158 (516 amino acids)
Biological process (GO): amyloid-beta metabolic process; membrane protein ectodomain proteolysis
Cellular component (GO): endosome; plasma membrane; trans-Golgi network
Molecular function (GO): aspartic-type endopeptidase activity
Source: RefSeq, a predicted model, not a curated record
UUCAGGGAGAUGCUCCGUUCUCCGUUGCAAGGAUGCGGGAUUGAUGGUGGAGCCGAGUGAAAGGGGAAAGUAACGGAGAGAAUGAACGAAUAGCGGAGUAGGAAUGCGGAUUAUGGUGGCCUAGAUUGAGGUGACCGUGGGCAACGCUUGAAAUAAAAGUCCGUCUGGAGUCUGCUGAUGCGGUUUACGGAUUAUUAUUUUUUGAUGAAAGGAGAAUCACCUAUAAUUUAUGCACUUUCUUGUCCUAACAGUCUCAACAUUUAUACCAUUUGGGUGUUUUGGAUCGGAGCUUUAUCUAAAAGCAUGCCACCUGCGUCUAUUAAGCUAUAGAAUUGAGUAAGAUUCCAUAUAUUUUCACAGACUGAACGGGAAGACCAGUCUGGACUGUCAUUUUAGUCUGUCGGGGAUAAAUAGCACUGACAGAGGAUGUUACAGUCAAACGCACCGGUUUCAAUGAAACGGGCAUUAUAUUGCUAUGAUAUGGAUGAUAUUUGUUCCGCAUUAGCCUACGAUUUUUGAUGAAAAACUAAUAAUUAAACGAUAAACUGAAUGGGAAACUCCCCGCGAGCACAUUAGCCUAUCUGGAAUCCUUAGCGUUUAUCACAAGAUGGAGGCACUUUGUCCUUGUUGGGGGAUAUUUCUAUGGAUGACUUUCGGCCUGUUUGUCAGUGGCAGUGUUGACACUGGCAGGACUGAACCGUACAUCUCGAGCCCUGUGGCAAUCCGUAUGCCAUUGCGACAGGUCGCUCGCGCCGAACCUCCGCCCGCCGCCCCUCAGCACCCCCCGAAGGCCGCGCGGAGGCGGAGAAGGGCUCUUGGCAUUAAUUUCGUCGAUAUGAUCGAUAACUUGCGUGGUAAAUCUGGACAGGGUUACUAUGUUGAGAUGGCAGUUGGCACACCGCCACAAAAGCUGAAUAUCCUGGUGGACACUGGCAGCAGCAACUUUGCUGUGGGAGCUGCUUCUCACCCGUUCCUACGACGAUACUACCACCGCUCACUGUCAACCUCCUACCAUGACUUGGGCAGGAGUGUGUACGUGCCCUACACCCAGGGCCGCUGGGAGGGCGAGCUGGGCACAGACCUGGUUUCCGUGCCCCACGGGCCCAACGCCACCAUGCGCGCCAACAUCGCUGCCAUCACCCAAUCAGAUCGCUUCUUCAUCAACGGCUCCAACUGGGAGGGCAUCCUGGGACUGGCGUAUGCUGAGAUAGCACGGCCUGAUGAGACCUUGGAGCCCUUCUUCGACUCCCUGGUGCGCCAAACAGCCGUGCCCAACCUGUUCUCCCUGCAGCUGUGUGGCGCUGGCUUCACCCAGAACUACAGCCUGGGCAGCGCCACCGUGGGUGGCAGCAUGAUCAUUGGAGGAGUGGACACGUCACUCUACGUAGGGGAUCUUUGGUACACACCCAUCCGGAGGGAGUGGUACUAUGAGGUCAUCAUCGUGCGCAUUGAGGUCAAUGGGCAGGACCUGAGCAUGGACUGUAAGGAGUAUAACUAUGAUAAGAGCAUCGUGGACAGUGGGACCACUAACUUACGCCUCCCCAGGAAGGUGUUCCAGGCUGCAGUGAAGGCCAUCGAGGCUGCCUCCUCUACGGAGCAGUUCCCAUCAGGGUUCUGGCUGGGGGAGCAGUUGGUGUGCUGGCAGGCUGGCACCACCCCCUGGCACAUCUUCCCUGUCAUCUCCCUCUACCUGAUGAGUGAGAACCGUAACCAGUCUUUCAGGAUCUCCAUCCUGCCCCAGCAGUACCUGCGUCCUGUGGAAGACGUGGCGUCGGCCCAGGAGGACUGCUACAAGUUUGCAGUGUCUCAGUCGAGCACGGGAACAGUGAUGGGCGCCGUCAUUAUGGAGGGCUUCUACGUUGUCUUCGACCGCCAGAGGAAACGCAUCGGCUUUGCUGUCAGCACGUGUCACGUGCACGACGAGUUCCGGACGGCGUCGGUGGAGGGGCCGUUCCACGGCUUGGACCUGGAGGACUGCGGCUACAACAUUCCCCAGACGGAUGAGUCCACGCUCAUGACCAUCGCCUACAUCAUGGCGGGCAUCUGUGCCCUCUUCAUGCUGCCGCUCUGCCUCAUGGUGUGCCAGUGGCGCUUCACCCGCUGCCUCCGUCCUCCCGGCAUGGGCGACUUUGCAGACGACAUCUCCCUGCUCAAAUGAGACGGCAGAGUCAGGGCAGAGAUUUAGGUACAGACGGGGAAGACAUUGAGGGACGUACAGGAUAUAGAGCAGAGGAAGGGGAAAAGAGUAGGAAAGAAGUGCAUCUUUGAAAGAGUUCUGAUUCCUUUAAGAGAUACGAUACGGCUAUGUACGGAUACGGAGUUUGUGAGUAGCUUGAACUGAAACCUGUAGAGCCGAGGUGGAUGUGAGAUGACCUUAGAGAGGGGGUGCAGAGGGAGAACUGGAGGUAGUAUUACAUUGUCGUACUACCUACACUGUUGUUGUUUGGGAUAUGUGCAAUGUAACAGAGGUGGUUCAGUAACUGGCAGCCUCAUGAAGAGAGGUAAAGUAUAUAGGGGGAUGGGCGGUCGAGUGAGGAGGAUUUGAAAUUCAGCAACCUCUAGUGGGAAGAGAGUGGAUAGGUUUGUCGAAAGAAGGGCAUGAUGUAAAUAAUAUACUGUGAGUAAACGAGUGUAUGUGUGACAGAGAGAAUGUGCAAUUAAAAUGUGUUUGAAAGCUAACAUGCUAUUACACAAAAAGAUGUAUUUAGUUAUGUUGUUUUACAGUGAUUCUACCAGCAAACCCAAACUGCAGUAAGUGCCACUUAAGUGAGCAUUAAGAAACAGUAUAGUCAAUAUUCCAAUAUCAGAGCCAUGGGGUGAAACUAUUGUUUGGGGGGUCAUUUCACACCUUAGUUGAUGUAUUGACUGUAAUAUAACUGAAGCCAGAUGACACUUUUCUAUGGGUUGAUAUAUGUAUGUACUGUAUAAUAAUGUUGGUGCACAAACUACUACAGUACAGACACAGAACACACAGAACACACACCUCAGACAGGUCCGAUACAACGAUGGACUCCAACCCACCAAAUAUUGAGAUGAGUCUCGACACUCACAUCAGUGUAAUCCCUCCCAUCACUCCCAGACACAGAAUCCAACCCUCUCAUCUUGAAUCAGCCUGAUGUCUCGGUCUUGUCUUCUCUCAUGGGGACGUGGGAGAAUUACGUUUCUGUAUUUGUCAUGUAUUUCUGAUCAAUUUCCUUGCCUUAUAUCAGCAGGCAGGAAUCGGAUAAUUACCAUAUUAUUACUACACCUAUGCAGCCCCCUCUGGUCUAACCUGCUAUAUCAGUGCAAAAUAGUGGUCUAAUGCAAAGACUUGGCUGCCAUGUUUUUAAUGUUGUGUAUGUUGAGGAGCUGGGGGCAGGAGAACAACCCGACCCUAUAUGCAUAUGGGGCAGCUCCCUGCUCUGUCUCGACCUGCUGUAAAUACAUGAACCAAGAAAUGUAUCAAUCCGUCUGCUCUUCUCAGACCUGACGGUGGAGUACCAAUAAAGUUAUUAAUAUAC